GCAAGGCAAGCUUAGGUAUAAUAUUUUUGUGUGCAGAGAAAACAAACCAGGCAUGGACAGGAAAGGCAUUCAAACAAUUGUGGGGCUGAUGACGCUGGUGGUUGCAUUGCUCAAUGUUCCUCCGACGAUGGCUCACUUGCCCCCUGGAACGUGCAUCGACCAUUGCAUGAAAGAGUGCAGAUCAAGCGGCAUUGGUGUUGCAGCCUGCACGAAAUACUGCCCGGUGCAUUGUCUCCCUCCUGACACCUCCACCAAAGAGCAUUACUGUAACCUCGGAUGUAUGCUCGACCAAUGUGCCAAGUUCACUGGUGAUGAGAAGAGGAUGACCAACUGUGUCUUCAAAUGCCGAAAAUUCCACUGCAAGAUCAGUGCCAAGAUUGUAGAGUGAUUGGUCUGUGAAUUGUGAUGAUUAAUGAAAUAGUCUGCAGCAACAUAGACAUUAUUUAGUAUACCUUUGUGAUUCUCUGUGAUGUUUUUGUAUCAAAUAAUGGCUGUAAUAAACCUUCUUCUUGAUCCA
Molecule: messenger RNA, 517 nt
Organism: Salvia splendens (bonfire salvia)
Lineage: Eukaryota; Viridiplantae; Streptophyta; Magnoliopsida; Lamiales; Lamiaceae
Product: protein TAP1-like
Exons: 2
Coding region: 53-388 (111 amino acids)
Source: RefSeq, a predicted model, not a curated record